Molecule: messenger RNA, 555 nt
Organism: Saccostrea echinata
Lineage: Eukaryota; Metazoa; Mollusca; Bivalvia; Ostreida; Ostreidae
Product: small VCP/p97-interacting protein-like
Exons: 3
Coding region: 41-277 (78 amino acids)
Biological process (GO): negative regulation of VCP-NPL4-UFD1 AAA ATPase complex assembly; negative regulation of retrograde protein transport, ER to cytosol; positive regulation of autophagy
Cellular component (GO): endoplasmic reticulum membrane
Source: RefSeq, a predicted model, not a curated record
AAAGUGAAAGUAAGUUUUGCGUAGAAAAAAAUCAUUUAAAAUGGGUAUCUGUUUACCGUGUUUAGGAGGACAGGCUGAUGAUUAUGACCAACCAAGUCCGGAAACCAGAAGAAGACAGAUGGCAGAAGCAGCAGAAAAAAGAAAGAGAGAGGAUGAAGGGAGGGGUGUAAAAGACCCAGAGGCUUUAAAACGUAAACAGCAGAAAAGGGAGGAGAUAGAGAAGAAGGCAGAGCAGUCAGGAGGAGGGGAGGGGGGAUUACGGUGGCAAGUAAGCUAAGAGAAAAAAAGUUCUAAGUGGAGGCAGCAUUCUCAGCAGAAUUUGUGAUUGGAAGAAAAAAAUGAAAUUGACAAAUGUGGACUUUUUAUACCUAUAGUCAGUCUGUCAUAUGAUGUCGGGUUGAAAAGGAACAAAAUCUUGAGUAUUUCAAAAAGAAACCUUCUCACAUGUGUCUUGACUUAAUGUCAAGGAAAAUGUUUGCUUGUAUAUGUGCUUUAUUUAUACAUAAACCAAGUAUGUUUAGGAAAUAUUGAUAAAUAAUAUACAUAUGUUAUGGA